Messenger RNA from Protobothrops mucrosquamatus (brown spotted pit viper), 2354 nucleotides. RefSeq names its product leucine rich single-pass membrane protein 1 (gene LSMEM1). Gene Ontology annotation, molecular function: nucleic acid binding. NCBI's taxonomy places the organism in Eukaryota, Metazoa, Chordata, Lepidosauria, Squamata, Viperidae. The record is from RefSeq and is a predicted model, not a curated record. The transcript has 9 exons. The coding region runs from base 302 to 1585 and encodes 427 amino acids.
UUCAAGUGCCUUUGAUGAAAUAAUGCCGUCUAUUGGGACUUAGGAGACCUUCUUCUGUGUUGCAUACCUGCCCUCUGAAAAGGUUUCCCCUUAGAGACCCAUUUAGUUCCCACCCUGAUAAUGUUCUGCUGGUUUUCAGAAACCUGACUAUAAUGAAGAAGAGGAUGAUAUAAAGCAAAGAUCAUCAGCACAUUUGUAAAUGUAAAAUUAACAGUGCUGUCUACAUGUUGGCUUUUAAUUUACCGUGUCCAAUCAAGUAUUUGAAACCUGACAACUUUACUGAAACGAGUACUAAAUAUAGAUGGCAACAUCACUCUGCUUCAGGGCUGAGCUUGUGGUUCUCAUUAACACAUUCAAGUGGAUUUGGAGAAGAGAAAGGAACAACAUUGCUGAUAUAUGCAUAUUUCCAGCAUUUUAUUGUGAAAGAAAAUAUAUUAGUUGGGGAUGGUUUAGAUGUAUCAUGAAGAGUUCUUCUGAAAGUGUCUUUAAAAAUUCAUACGAAGAAGGGAAACUUUAUGCUGUCGAUUCAUUGAACAACUUAAAUGAACAUGUUUCUGCAGCUCAAACUCAGCCCCCAAGGUUGCAGGACCCCCUGGUUGUUUCGUUGGAGAAGCACUGUGCCGACUGCCACGUCACUGGCGUCUGCCUGCACUACGAAGGGGGCGUCAGGCUGCGGGUGGAGCAACCAAACGGCAUCACACGAAACUGGAAACUGCCCAGUGGGCGAUUGAAUGCCGUCUUCCAUUCGUCUCCUCGCCGUAUCCACACCCUCACCAAUGGGGCAGCAGAACGCGCCAACGCCAUGGUGGAACGCUACCUCCAGAGCUACGUGACUUACCAGCAGACCGAUUGGGUGGACCUCCUGCCAUUUGCGGAAGUGGCGUACAAUAACACCGUGCAUGGCAGCACGGGGUUCACCCCGUUUCGGGUGAUCAACCCGGUGACUGUACGGUUAUGGCUGCCCCCCUUUCUGGACAAGAUACAUCCCGUAUUCCACGGGAGUCUCUUAAAGUUAGUCACCGGGGCCCCACCAGCGGCGACCGCGCCAGGACCGGUCACCGGGUCACAAUACGAAGUGCAGGAGGUGCUUGAUUCCCGGACCCGCCAGGGACGGGUGCAGUACCUCAUCCGGAGGACCCGUGUGGUCUGCGAAGACAACAUAUAUAGUAAUGGGUGUCCAAUAAUGCAAAGGGGCAUAAGAUGUCAAAGCUGGUACUUUGUCACAUUAAUCAUAAUUUUAAUUGUCAGCCUGGCACUUGUUUCCUUUGUAAUAAUCUUAAUAGUACACACUGGAGAGAAGAUGGAUGAAGUUUCAAGAAAAAUAAUACUACAAAGGAGAAGUAUUGAUGAUCUCAAGAAAUUAAAUGACAUAUUACAAUACUUUAACCAGACAGAAACAAUAGAGAUUAUAGGAAAUUUCAGCACAGCAUGCCAGCAAUCGGGCCACACAAACAAGCAAAGCCCCAUCUGUGGGAUGCAGGCAGCACACAAAACCACGCCCCCUCCACGCAACCAGUUCCUGGUGCCUAAAAAGUUGGGGACCUCUGACUUAGAUGGAGGAGAUUACCACAAAAGAUUCAUAUAAAGAAAGGAACUGUAAAUAACUACAGAAUCAGCUCAAGAAUUUAUAUUUCAUAACAGAUUUAUGGAAAGUCUUCCCAUGUGUCCCAGCUACUCAGCCUUUUAUUUCACAUUAUGCUCAUUUGAAGCAUUGAAUGGCAAUGAGUUCAUUCUUGAAACAGCAAUCUCACUUCUAAUUCUAAAAAAAAUCCAAUUUGCAAAUUGAUGGAACAUAAUUAUGGUUUCUUUGGUUUUCCACUGGUGUAAUUUCCUUUUCAACCUACUAUUCUUUUUUACACAUUGCAGGAUAUAGGGUUGUUGUUUUUUUUGCCUGUUGCUGUAGCAGAAUAUUUAAAUAGUGGGUUAAAGAAACAAGAAACACUUUUCCUCAGGAUUUAUGAUAAUUUAUGAACUGGCUAAACCAGGGUUUUUGAAACUUUUUCAAGUUCUAGUAGUUUUUUUUUUUUUAAGAAAAGAAACAAGCUUUAACAGUAGAAAUUGACAAUGAAGUGAAAAUGGCGUUAAUUGUCACCUAUCCACACCAAAAGGGCUGAGAAGGAGUUACUAACUGGAGAGACUCCUUAAUUCUGUCUACCCAAAACUUCCCAUUUAUAGUUUGGGAGAAGGGAAAAGUGAUUGGGGCAGGAUGACUUUACAGAAAGCAGGGAAGAUAACAAAAUGGCUGAAGCAUUUUCUCAGAUAAUAAUAAAAAAUAAAUAAUAAAGCUGAUUUUUGCCCUCUCAAAAAAUUGCUAUUGAUGUUCCUGAUACUUUCAUUCAACUGAUCUUUUUUUU